This is a messenger RNA of Exophiala aquamarina CBS 119918, 483 nucleotides long. RefSeq lists its product as uncharacterized. The record is from RefSeq and is a predicted model, not a curated record. NCBI's taxonomy places the organism in Eukaryota, Fungi, Ascomycota, Eurotiomycetes, Chaetothyriales, Herpotrichiellaceae. The transcript has a single exon. Bases 1 to 483 code for a protein of 160 amino acids.
AUGGAAGUCUCUUUGGAAGAGGUCAUAUGGGGCUCCCUCCGGGACUGGGGCGAUGCAUUUGACAGCUCCUCCACUGUGCCCGGUCUGAUUGAUAGUGAGGAGGCAAUUUCAGAUCCCCCCGGUAGUGCUUGGCAUCGAACUGAAGGCUUUCACUUGCAGCAAGUCGAUGUGGUCGAAGCAAAGUGCAUGGAACUGCAGAGUUAUCUGAGAGCUUCUUCUGCAAAUCUCCCUGAAGGAUUCAUUGAGCGUCAUAUUACACGCCAUAACCUUGUUGAGUUUAUAGAGCUCUACGGAAAGCAUUACCACCCUAUUAUGCCUAUCCUCCAUCUGUCGACGUUUUAUCUCACUACCACCCAGCCGGUCCUUCUUGUGGCCAUAUUACUAGUGGGGGCCUGUCACCCCGAGGACUUGAUCCCAGAGGCCGCCAUUGUACAGUACGCGAUUCACGUUUUACUUCUCAUUAAAGAUCUACCCUUAAGUUGA